AGAUGUUUAGUGGGCCACUUGAGACAGAUUAUUAUUGACUGAUAACUGCGAAAUCGACCAGGACUAUGACAUCAUAAAGGAAUCCUCUCAAUGUACCGUGCUUGCACGGCUGCUCUCGGUAGAGGAGGCCAAUGCUGGAUGCACCGAGGAUUCGCCACGGGGUCCGCGCCAGCAGCGACGAAAUUCGCAAGUGAGGAAGUAUCAGAACUGGGCAGUGGAUCAGCGGCAGCUGGGGCGCAAUCUGGUGGUGCGAUAGAACAACAUCAUGAUGCUGCUUCUCGAUUUCGAUGUGGAAGAAAGAAAAAGCCUUUUGUGAAUUUUGAACUUGCCCGAUCCUAUGUUCGCACGCAGGGCAUUAAAAGCGCUAGGGAGUGGGCACAUUAUAGCCGAACCGCGCGGCCGGCAUGGAUACCGGCCACACCCAGCUACCACUACAAGGAGAAGGGUUUCGUGAGUUUUGCGGACUUUUGCGGCUAUGGACCGCGUACUCCAAAGAGAAUAUACGCCCAGCAAUGCCCUGAAACUGCCGAACUGAGCCGCAGGCAAGCACGCUACCGCAUCACCCACGCGAUAUCUUUGCAAGGGAUCGAGCUCUUUAUCGAGACAAUAAAAAAAGUUGCACCUGAGAUUCGUUUCACCAUGG
This is a messenger RNA of Amoebophrya sp. A25, 643 nucleotides long. The record is from the annotation of a GenBank genome assembly. Lineage: Eukaryota; Dinophyceae; Syndiniales; Amoebophryaceae.